AACCCGGCGCCGGCGGUGGCGGCCGGCGACUCGGUGCGAUCACGCCCGGGCGGCCGUGGCCCGCGCUCUGCGGCAUGAGCAGGUGACCGCGCGCGGGGCCAAGCGGGAGGCAGCCGUGGCCGAGACAUGGUUUUAGAUGCUGGAAAAACUGAGCAGAGAUGCGAAACUGCCAGAAAAUGACAACCAGUAGAAGAGACAGACUUGCAAAUACUUAACUAAUUACUAUACUGUGGCAAGUGCUGUAAUGGUGCAAAAGGAGUGUGAGGAAGAGGCUGUCUGUGUCAUUAUGUGUGCGUCGGUCAAGUACAACAUCCGGGGUCCUGCCCUCAUCCCAAGAAUGAAGACCAAGCACCGAAUGUACUACAUCACCCUCUUCUCCAUUGUCCUCCUGGGCCUCAUUGCCACUGGCAUGUUUCAGUUCUGGCCCCAUUCCAUUGAGUCCUCCAAUGAGUGGAAUGUAGAGAAACGCAGUAUCCGUGAUGUGCCCGUGGUCAGGCUCCCCACCGACAGUCCCAUCCCUGAACGGGGUGAUCUCAGUUGCAGAAUGCACACGUGUUUUGAUGUCUACCGCUGCGGUUUCAACCCAAAGAACAAAAUCAAGGUGUAUAUCUACUCUCUGAAAAAGUAUGUGGAUGACUUUGGUGUCCCAGCCAGCAACACCAUCUCUCGGGAGUAUAAUGAACUGCUCACGGCUAUCUCAGACAGUGACUACUAUACUGAUGACAUUAACCGGGCCUGCCUGUUUGUCCCAUCCAUCGAUGUGCUUAACCAGAACACGCUACGAGUUAAGGAGACAGCACAAGCAUUGGCCCAGCUCUCCAGGUGGGAUCGAGGUACAAACCACCUGUUGUUCAACAUGUUGCCUGGAGGUCCCCCAGAUUAUAACACAGCCCUAGAUGUCCCCAGAGACAGGGCUCUGUUGGCUGGUGGUGGCUUUUCUACAUGGACUUACCGGCAAGGCUACGACGUCAGCAUUCCUGUCUAUAGUCCACUGUCAGCUGAGGUGGACCUUCCAGAGAAAGGACCAGGUCCACGGCGAUACUUCCUCCUGUCAUCUCAGAUGGCUCUCCACCCCGAGUACAGAGAGGACCUGGAAACCCUCCAGGCCAAACACAGAGAUUCAGUGUUAGUCCUAGACAAAUGUACCAACCUCUCUGAGGGUGUCCUUUCAGUCCGUAAGCGCUGCCACAAGCACCAGGUCUUCGAUUACCCCCAGGUGCUGCAGGAGGCUACUUUCUGUGUUGUCCUUCGUGGAGCUCGGCUGGGCCAGGCAGUACUGAGUGAUGUAUUACAGGCUGGCUGUGUUCCAGUUGUCAUUGCAGACUCCUAUAUUCUUCCUUUUUCUGAAGUUCUUGACUGGAAGAGAGCGUCUGUGGUGGUGCCAGAAGAAAAGAUGUCAGAUGUGUACAGUAUUUUACAGACCAUCCCCCAAAGACAGAUUGAAGAAAUGCAAAGACAGGCACGGUGGUUCUGGGAAGCAUACUUCCAGUCAAUUAAAGUCAUUGCCCUGGCCACCCUCCAGAUUAUCAAUGACCGAAUCUAUCCAUAUGCUGCCAUCUCCUAUGAAGAAUGGAAUGACCCUCCCACUGUGAAGUGGAGCAGUGUGAGCAACCCACUCUUCCUCCCACUAAUACCACCCCAGUCUCAAGGCUUCACAGCCAUCGUCCUCACCUAUGACAGAGUGGAAAGCCUUUUCCGGGUCAUCACUGAAGUGUCCAAAGUGCCCAGUCUAUCCAAGCUGCUGGUCGUCUGGAAUAAUCAGAAUAAAAACCCUCCAGAAGACUCUCUCUGGCCCAAAAUCCGGGUUCCAUUAAAAGUUGUGAGGACUGCUGAAAACAAGUUGAGUAACCGUUUCUUCCCUUAUGAUGAAAUUGAGACAGAGGCUGUUCUGGCUAUUGAUGACGAUAUCAUUAUGCUGACCUCUGAUGAGCUGCAGUUUGGUUAUGAGGUUUGGCGGGAAUUUCCUGACCGGUUGGUGGGUUACCCGGGUCGUCUGCACCUCUGGGACCAUGAGAUGAAUAAGUGGAAGUAUGAAUCUGAGUGGACUAAUGAGGUGUCCAUGGUGCUCACAGGGGCAGCUUUUUAUCACAAGUAUUUUAAUUACCUGUAUACCUACAAAAUGCCUGGGGAUAUCAAGAAUUGGGUGGAUGCUCAUAUGAAUUGUGAAGACAUUGCCAUGAAUUUCCUGGUAGCUAACGUCACAGGGAAGGCUGUCAUCAAGGUAACACCACGAAAGAAAUUCAAGUGUCCUGAGUGCACAGCCAUUGAUGGGCUUUCGCUAGACCAGACACACAUGGUAGAGAGGUCUGAGUGCAUCAACAAAUUUGCUUCAGUCUUUGGUACAAUGCCUCUUAAGGUGGUGGAGCACCGAGCUGAUCCUGUCCUGUACAAAGACGACUUUCCUGAGAAACUAAAGAGCUUCCCCAACAUUGGCAGCUUAUGAAACAUGCCAUCGGUGGAGGUUUGAACAUUAAGCUUAGACAAAGGAAGAGAACACAGCCUCUCCAGCACUCUAAUAUCAGAUGGGGGACUUCAGAGUGGAAGACUGACAUGUUGGACAAGGCAUACACCCAGCUAACCUACUUGUUCAAGAACAGGAACCUAGAGAGAGUAUCUAAGCACCCUGAGCUGUGCAUCCUCUGCUCUAGUGUUUCUUACGAUGUCUGAUGGGUUCUUUGUGAAAAUGCCAAAUGGAAUUCUUUGUGGCAUGUUCCAGGUUUAAGUCCAGCUCAAGCUCCCUUUGUUUGCAGUUCCAAUAUGACAGUCUGAAAGGAAACUUCACUGACUAAGACUGCUGAGAAGCCCAUUUUAGGUCUGGGGAAUAGCAUGAAAGGUACCUGUAUCUCACUUUUAGUUAUUUCAAAUCAGUGAGUUCUUUGGAGGAAAAGCCAAGUCCAGAUUUGGUGCAAAAUCCAAGCAUCUUAGUGGUAUUUAACCUGUGCCUUGGGGUCUCGGGCCCUGGGCUCAUGCAGAGGAAGAGCACUGACUGCUGAGUUGGGAUUCUAUAAGUUCCAUGAACUAUUCCUCUUUUGUUUGGCUUUUUGAUAUGAUUAAAAUUGUUUUUUAUUCCUUCUUAUACUAUGUCUUAAAUACUGUUUAUUGAUAAUCCAAAGACCUGUCUUUCUGUUUUUGUAUAUUUGACUGUAUCUUCUGGCCGUAACUCCAGCCUACUGCCCGCGUCUGGGGACAUAAAGUCAGGAGGACUGUCUGGUGCCAUGUGCAUCAUCGAGCAGAGAAAGAUCCCCAAACAAGCAGAAGAGAUGUCUCCCUAAACCUCCAAAAAAAUCUGUUUGCUUCUGGAUUAGAUCCAGUCAAUCUUCCACAGGUAUUCUUUGGGAUAAACCGAGGGCUUCUAAUAGUCAUGCACGGAGUUGCCACAGCUAGUGCCGUGUUGUGAAAGUUGAGGGAAUUGUAACCCCAACCCAAGAGGACGCCAAAAUUUCCCUCAUCCUUUUGGUAUAAAACUUAAUGUAAGCCAGGGAGGUUCUGGCUAAUGUUAAAUGCCAUUAUAACAACUGCUUUGCAAUAGCUGCUGGUAUAUUUAAAUCAUUAAAUUUUAGCAUUUAGUAAUACUG
Manis pentadactyla (Chinese pangolin) is the source of this 3575-nucleotide messenger RNA. It is a transcript of the gene EXT2, whose product is annotated as exostosin glycosyltransferase 2. Bases 245 to 2443 code for a protein of 732 amino acids. Gene Ontology annotation, cellular component: membrane. NCBI's taxonomy places the organism in Eukaryota, Metazoa, Chordata, Mammalia, Pholidota, Manidae. The record is from RefSeq and is a predicted model, not a curated record. The transcript has 15 exons. Gene Ontology annotation, molecular function: glycosyltransferase activity.